This is a messenger RNA of Heteronotia binoei (common prickly gecko), 6581 nucleotides long. It is a transcript of the gene DNAJC16, whose product is annotated as DnaJ heat shock protein family (Hsp40) member C16. The transcript is spliced from 15 exons. The coding region runs from base 183 to 2516 and encodes 777 amino acids. The record is from RefSeq and is a predicted model, not a curated record. NCBI's taxonomy places the organism in Eukaryota, Metazoa, Chordata, Lepidosauria, Squamata, Gekkonidae.
AAAAUCGCUACAGGCUUCUUCCGGUCAAGGAAGGAGGAGCUUCUGUUUUUCUUCCGGGCCAGGACGGAAAUAAGGAUUUCGCAGCGCCGUCUCUAUGGUGACGGCGGUGAGGGGCGGGUCUCCGAGCCGGAAGUGGGGACCGGGGAGACCGGAGCAAACAGGGUUCUGUGAAGGACAGCAACAUGGAAGCGAAAAGGUUAAGCAUCUCCCUGGUUCUGGUUCUGUUUCUCAUCCUGGCCCUGCAAAUCUUAUCCGCUGUCGACUUUGACCCGUAUCGAAUCCUGGGAGUCAGCAGGACGGCCAGCCAGGCAGACAUUAAGAAAGCAUACAAGAAGCUUGCCCGGGAGUGGCAUCCUGAUAAAAACAAGGACCCUGGAGCGGAAGAUAAGUUCAUACAAAUUAGCAAAGCCUACGAGAUCCUUUCUAAUGAGGAGAAGAGAUUAAAUUUCGACCGCUAUGGGGACGUGGGGGAGAACCAGGGGUAUCCCCAACAGCAGCACCAGCACCAGCAGCGCCAGUUCCACCCCUUCCAUGAAAGCUUUUAUUUCGACGAGUCCUUUUUCCACUUCCCCUUCAACUCGGACCGCCGGGACUCCUCCGAUGAGAAGUACCUGCUGCACUUCUCGCACUACAUCAACGAGAUCGUGCCCGAUAGCUUCAAAAAGCCCUACCUCAUUAAAAUCACGUCGGACUGGUGCUUCAGCUGCAUCCACAUCGAGCCCGUGUGGAAGGAGGUGGUGCAGGAGUUGGAAGCAAUGGGAGUGGGAAUUGGCGUCGUUCAUGCCGGUUAUGAGAGGCGCCUGGCACAUCACCUGGGCGCCCACAGCACCCCAUCGAUCCUGGGGCUUAUCAAUGGGAGAAUAACCUUUUUCCACAAUGCGGUCGUGCGGGAGAAUCUGCGCCAGUUUGUAGAGAGUCUUCUUCCUGGGAACCUUGUGGAAAAGAUUACAGAUAAAAACUACGUCAGAUUCCUUUCAAACUGGAAGAAAGAGAACAAACCGCACGUGCUUCUGUUUGAUCACAUGCCUCUCGUCCCGUUGUUAUACAAGCUGACUGCUUUUGCAUACCGAGACUAUUUGUCCUUCGGAUACGUAUACGUUGGUCUCGGAGGGAUCGAAGAGCUGUCCAGCCAGUACAACAUCAACGUCUACACACCUACCAUGAUGGUCUUCAAGGAACACAUCGACAAGCCUGCUGAUGUCAUCCAGGCCCGGGGGAUGAAGAAACAGCUCAUUGAUGACUUCCUUUCCCAGAACAAAUUCUUGAUGGCCUCCCGGCUCACUAGCCAGAAGCUUUUCCAGGAGUUGUGUCCGGUGAAAAAAUCUCACAGGCAGCGCAAGUACUGUGUGGUCUUGAUUACUGGCGAGAGUGACAAGUUUGCCACCAGCUACGAAGCCUUUCUGGCCUUCGCCACGGCCAACACCAAAGACACUGUGAGGUUUGUCCACGUCCACGGGAGCAGCCAGAGGGAGUUUGCCCGGGCUUUACUUCCAGACGAUGACAAGUUCUGGGGGAAGUCUGCUGUGGUCAUCUUGGAGAGGCGUAACAAUGCGGGACGGGUUGUCUAUAGAGCUCUGGAAGAUCCCUGGAGCGGCAGCAAAGAAGACAACUUCAUCCUUCUGGAUAUUUUGGACCAGUUAAGGACAGACCCCGGAUCUCUCUCCUCUGAUACGAUCCUGGCAGACUUGAACGAUGAGCUCGCUCCCGUUUUCUUUCUCCGCUGGAUCUAUUCUGCUGCCGACUAUCUGUCAGAAUGCUGGGACAGCCUCUUCCACAGCAAUUGGCGGGAAAUGAUGCCCCUCCUAUCGCUCAUCUUCUCAGCCCUCUUCAUUCUUUUUGGGACGGUUAUUAUUCAGGCUUUCAGCGACUCAGGUGACGAGAGAGAUUCGCCUCCUCCCAAGAAAGACGAACCCCCCUUAAAGAGCGAGAAGAAUGACACAAGCUUCACAAAAGAUAGCAGGAUUCCCAAGAAAGGCUUUGUGGAGGUGACGGAACUAACAGAUAUCACCUACGUGAGCAACUUGGUGCGCCUCAGGCCUGGGCACAUGAACGUGGUGCUGAUACUUUCAAAUGCCACAAAAACGCCCCUGCUUCAGAAGUUUGCCCUGGAAGUGUACACCUUUACCGGGAGCAGCUGCCUUCACUUUUCCUUUCUCAGCCUGGACAAGCACCGGGAGUGGCUGGAGUACGUGCUGGAGUUCGCGCAGGACGCCGCCCCCAUCCCCAAUCAGUACGAUAAACACUUCCUGGAGCGGGACUACACGGGCUACGUCCUGGCCCUGAACGGCCACAAAAAGUACUUCUGCCUCUUCAAGCCUCGCAAAUCGGAGGAGAGCGCAGACGGCCUGGGGCACUGCGACGAUCCCGACCUGGCGGAAAGCCAAGUGAAGUUCUCUUGCAGUCCCCGGCCCAGGUCGGUCAAAAGCAAACUCGACAAGCUGUCCUUAUGGAUGGAGAGACUCCUGGAGGGUUCCUUACAGCGGUUUUAUAUCCCGUCAUGGCCUUCACUAGACUGAAAAAUUAAAAAGGGGGGGGGGAGAUCUUAUCACUGCUGCAGACUCUGAAAGAGGACAACCAUAAACAUCUCGUUUCCGGGAAUUACGUCGUGUCGACUAGGCGGUAGCUUUUUAGAGAAAAUUCUUCUGGGUCCAGUUGAAUUUAGAAGCAUCUUCCCCGUGUCUUUCAACCUAGGAGCGAUGGAAGUAAUAAUAAAAAAAAAAUGCACUGGCUCCCACUCUGGUACCAAAGGGUUCCACUAUUUGGGAGCGACACAGGCCGAAGACAGACGGAUCGUAGCCAGUGAUGGACUCGUAUCCUGCUUUCCCAGCCUGCCUCGGUUCUGCCUUGGGGGUUUUCCCCGACAUGGGUGGAAACUUCCAGCUUCGCUGCUACCAGAGCUUGUUUUCGUGUAUUGACUUCUUUUUUUUUUUAAUGAUUUGAUUUUGUGUUUUUACUGAAGUGAAACCUCAUUCGAAAGCAGUCUUGAGCCGCACUGCCCUCCUCUGUGGUGCCUGUUCUGGCGAGAGCUCAAUGCAUCUUGCAUCUGGAGUUCUUACCUUGUGGUUUCUUCCCCCUCCCUUUUCCUCCCUGGGUGGUGGUAAGUGAUUUGAGAUGUGUUUGGGGGUAUCUCCCGUUGUACUAUAAAAGACUGAAGGGGGUUAGGAAAAGGGAAGGGGUGGCUAAUGCACCUCUGCAUGCCCUCCAGGUCCCCUGUGCAAUAAAACCCACAAACAUAAUUCACCAGCUAAGCCAUCAGUAGGGAGGGAAAGCGGGGAGGGGCGUAAUCCUGGCCGUGAAUGGCAUCUGAAACAGCCAUUUCAAGCGUUCGUUCCGAGCGUCUUUUAUUUUAAAGAUUUGUACAGCUGUAACCCUAAAAACCAUGUCUUUAGAUUGUAACGUGUCACCUGAUCGGAGCCCAACAGGUGAAGGAAAAACGUAAAACUCCUUAGCGAGAGUGGCUGUCCGCACAUCAUGCGCAGAACAGCUAUGAUUCAUCUCUAGGACAGUCAUCAAACCACCCUUCUGUCGUAUCAAGGAACUUCCAGUUGUCUCUUGUCUCUGUGUCUCUCUCUCACACAACAGUUAGGUUAGCUUUAACCGGCUUUCAAAAGCUUUCUGCCUUGAAGAAAUCUUAUUUCCCUGCUGGGAAGGUAGCCCCCGCCUCCCACAGCUUGUUCAGUUUCAGCCUUUUUGAACCUGUGGUCUAGGUUUGGAUGUCUGUUUGAACUGAAUUGCGAGAUGGCUUCUUGGUUAUCGUUUCUGAACAAAAUUCACCAUUCGGAAUAAUUCAGUUUCUUUGGCUAGCUUUGGUCUGAGAAACCAGUGCGUCUGUUCUACAGCCGGUGGUUGUGGAAUUCUGGACUAGGAUACUCCAGAUUGCUCUGCUUUUGAGCACUCCUCCAUGUUUGAAAAAAAAAAAAAUAGAAAAGAAAUCUGUCCUGUACAUAUGAGAAAGGAGAGGAAAUAUAACAGUGUCGCUGGUGUGGAAGAUCACCACGUAGAGGUUGUUUUGUUUUAUGUGGAGUCUUUGAAGCACUUCCCUUCCGGGGCUUGGAGUGGCUUAGCCCAGAAUUCUACAGCUUCAAUCCUUGCAAGUAGAUUGGCUGGACUAACCCAUCUGUGUGUGUGUAGGGGGAGGAGAAUGAGCUUGGGAGAGUGGACUGUGUCACUUCAGACUAUGUGGGGGUGGGAAUAGCAUUUGUGAAUGAUUUUUCCUGUAAAAUAAAAAUGCUCUGAAGACUAGUGCAGCAGGAUGCUUUUCCCUCUCUGCUAUGCUAGUUCUUCCCAUAGAGAGCAAGAUCUUUUUUAAUUCAAAAGGCCAUUUUUCUGCCUGCGGUCUGAAGUCCAGAAUUCUGUCACCUCGUUUUCUCACAGGUAUAGACCAGAUUUUUAACGAUACGGCAGCUACCGUUGGAGGGGGGUGGCUUUCCCGUCCCAUAGUUUUUGGGAAAUAAUACUGUAAAAUAAUAAUGGGCAGCUCUCAACCAUUAUGCAGUUAGCGUUCAAAGAGGCAUGGUGGUAUCUGUUGUAUCCGUUGAGCUGGUUUUGUGGACUCUGCCUUCCCCCCCCCCCCCCCCCCUGCUUCCACUUAUCAGGAUGUAGCUGCUCUUCAGUGAUCACAGUGUGUGGGAAAUCAUACUUUUUUGUAGGGGGUAGGGCUGCUCCCAGCACAUAUACCUGCGGUGUGGUGCAGCUGCCUUGCUGUAGAAUUCUCCCUGGCAGUUUUUAACCAUCUGCUCUGGAACAGCCUCUGCAUUAGCAGUGAAUAUCCUUGUUAGCAGGUCAGGCCUGUCCUUUUCUGACAGCCAAACUGGGAGAGCAAGAAGAUGGCUUUCAGGAAGGGAGAGAAGCGCUUUGGAGCAUUAGUCCGCAGGAGAGCAGAAACAGUACCCAGCCAUUCUGGCUCUACAGAGAUCCCCACGAACAGAGCCCAGAUGGGCAUUACUGAGAAGCAAUUGAGCCAGGUGCCCUUAGGGCAGGAAAGCCAGCCCUCCUCCCCUUGCUGUCUUCGGGCAGAGGGAUGAGUGUGUAUUUGUGUGUGUUUGUCCGCCAUAAGCUGCACUGCCGGCAAAAGAAUUGUACCCACCUUGUAGCGCAUGCACUGCAAUAACGAUACCACUGUGCAAAGAGGAAUGGUUCCCAGAUGUGCUUGGUUUUCUUCCAAAUUAAUUUUAAGCUUCCUAAGAGAGGAACCUUGAAGAUGGAAGAGCAUCAGCAAGGAGAAGGAUGGGGGAAAGCUCCCCAGUGCUGAAAAUCGUGAAAGCAGAUUUAGCAUGUGACUUUGCGACCCCACCAGUGUAGGGAGGGGAGCUGGCUACUCAGCUGCCUUCUGCCAGUCGGAUGCAGUGCAGGGAGAUGGAGGUUCUUGCUGCCCCAAUGCAACCCUUGCUUGAGGUGGUACUUCUCUUCACCUAACGGGGCGGGUUCACUUCCCUUCCUCAUCUCUGCCCGCUUUAAGUUUAGGGGGACUUUCUCCUGUGGGCUGCUGUCCCCCCUGCUCUGCCCUGUCCCACAUACCUCUGCCCUGUCAGCAGCAGCUGCUACAGCCAUUUAUUACUGGCUCACUACCUGAGCCAGAGAUGCAGGAGUUAGUGACAGGCAUCUAUGGGGUGCUGAGGCCCAAGGAGCUUUGCAAAAGGAGCAGGCACCCUGGCUCCAAUGCUUUAUCAUAUAUGGGUAAAUUCCAAGGGUGGAAUUCUAGCAGGAGCUCCUUUGCAUAUUAGUCCACACACCCCUGAUGCAGCCAAUCCUCCAAGAGCUUACAAAAAAGAGCCUUGUAAGCUCUUGGAGGAUUGGCUACAUCAGGGGUGUGUGGCCUAAUAUGCAAAGGAGCUCCUGCUAGAACUCCACCCCGCUCUGUCUGGUUGGGGUGUGGGUGGGGGCGGACUCAGGGGCCCAGUUUGCAGUGCCUGAUUUGAACCUGAAUGUGGCAGGGAGGUGGGGGGAGAGGAGAUCUCUCCCCACCACCACUUUGCAAAGUACAGUGCUGCUGCCAGGAACUUAGGAACUCAGGCUCACUUUCCUUUUUUGCCAAAAGGUCUGUAAACUUCUGCCAAGUUUGUAAAUCCAUUAAUAGAAAUUCACCGUUUGAGCUGAACUGAUUCCUCCCCCCCCCUCUUGACAAUGGUAUCACACAAUCUAAAGAGCAAAGUGCUUCCUCUGCCUGUGUCCCAAAACAUACAACCCCCCACCCUGAACCUGAAGCGAAACUUCUUCAAAAGGCAGAGAGGGAGGGAAAUUGAGUUUAGCGUCUGACUCAGUGUGUGAUGUUUCCUUUUCCUUUGGCAUAGACCUGAUAAUCCCUGUAGCUGCCUAAAAGCAUCCUUUUUUUUGGUCUUCUGUAAAACAUUGCCAGGAACUAGUCCAAAUCUACCCAGGCGGGAUUGGUUUGAGGAGAAGGCAGAACAUUUUGCACUUUUGAUACUCGGGGUGGGUGGGAUAAAUAACUUAUUGAGCAAAAUUGUCUUCUUUUUUCUGGGGCGGGGGGGCGGUAUUGUGAACAGGCACUGAAUUUUGUUUGUUUUGCUUUGAAGACUUGACAGAUUCGCAACUGAAAUAAACUAUUUUAAUGUGUGAUCAGA